CUUCGUAUGGUCGGCGCGCCUACAUCUCUCGUAGAAAGCACGUUCGUGAUGAAAAAUGGCAACACGUGCAGUUCACCAGUUGAGAUCGGUGCCACGACAAAAUCUGAUGAAAGUACCAGACAAUUUAUCAAGAAAGAAACGGUGCGGAAAGUCAAAUCAAUCGGCGGUCAUGUGGGCUUGCUGAUCACCCUGAUGCUUUAUACCGCAAUUGGUGGGCUGAGAAAAGGCGUCGAAUUGGAUAAGACGUGCGACGAAAUGAAAAUGAGAGCGAGGUGUCAAUGGUAUUUCGUAUCCACAAAUGUACGGUUAUGCGCACGGAUACUCGUUUGGGAACCUUCGAGAUUUCCAGUGUGGAGUUAAAUGUAUUCGAAGUUCUAUAAAUAUUUACAUUCUGUACAAUAACGAACCGACUUAUAGCCUCCCGAAUCGUAUCUUUAUUUUUAGCGGCGAGCCAAUCGGCGUGAUUUCAUAGGAAGUAUAUACUACUGAUGCCUUUUAACGAAGUCUGGUAAAAAUAUCAAUGCGUUGAAAUUCACGAUAGUCGUGAUUUUUUAAGUGCGCCAUCCGACGGCUGCGAAAAUAGCAACAAUAUAUGUAUUUCUAAAUGGUGUUUCUCAAGGAACCCGAUUCAUUUGUAUGCAUGUAUUUUUCACAUAGGCAGAUUUGAAAGGGAUAAAUGCACUAUAAUGUAAAAUG
This is a messenger RNA of Vollenhovia emeryi, 696 nucleotides long. RefSeq lists its product as uncharacterized. Bases 7 to 360 code for a protein of 117 amino acids. Lineage: Eukaryota; Metazoa; Arthropoda; Insecta; Hymenoptera; Formicidae. The transcript is spliced from 2 exons. The record is from RefSeq and is a predicted model, not a curated record.